AGGAGAACCAGGACACAAAGGUGAACAAGGAAGGCAAGGAGUGCCUGGACCAGCGAUUGAUCCAGAAACUUUGAAAGAUUACUUCAAGCCAGUAGAAACAUUAAAACAUGAAGUUGACAAAGAAUUGGACAAAAUGAAUACUUCAGUUCGUCUAGAAGUUGGAAAAGAAUUGGAACUAAUGAAUAGCACACUUAGUCUACAAAUUUAUGAGUUAGAACAAACAAUAUCGGUUGUAAACGAAAAACCGGCUGCUCAUUUGCACGGCAGUGGCACGUACGGUUAUUACAGCUCUGGAACUGUAACUCAAUGGUAUACGAGUAGUGGUUCUACCUGGUCUCCGUUCAUUCGCGGUGGCAUGCAGUACAAAGACGGUGUUAUCACGGUUCCCACAAGCGGUAUUUACUACGUUUACGUGCAAAUGAACUAUAAACAUUACAGCAGCACAAGUUACCGCUCCGCUGGAUUUCGUAUCAGAGUAAACGGAAGCGGUCGUGCCUAUGCCUAUCGCUAUCAUCAGCAACCUAAUGAUUACCACACUCAUUACAUGGGACGAAUUAUUCAACUAAACAAUAAUGACAAACUGUCGAUAACAUUUGAUGCUAAUUGCCGUUACUACUUUAAUAGUGAGUUCACCUUCUUCGGUGUAUUUUUUGCUAAUUAACUAUUUAUAUAUCAUAAGAAGCUGUGUGCGUGCUAAUGCAAC
Messenger RNA from Corticium candelabrum, 703 nucleotides. RefSeq names its product lymphotoxin-alpha-like. Gene Ontology annotation, cellular component: membrane. Gene Ontology annotation, biological process: immune response. NCBI's taxonomy places the organism in Eukaryota, Metazoa, Porifera, Homoscleromorpha, Homosclerophorida, Plakinidae. The transcript has 7 exons. Gene Ontology annotation, molecular function: tumor necrosis factor receptor binding. The record is from RefSeq and is a predicted model, not a curated record. The coding region runs from base 134 to 661 and encodes 175 amino acids.